Molecule: messenger RNA, 7560 nt
Organism: Phlebotomus argentipes
Lineage: Eukaryota; Metazoa; Arthropoda; Insecta; Diptera; Psychodidae
Gene: Dscam2
Product: cell adhesion molecule Dscam2
Exons: 24
Coding region: 397-6450 (2017 amino acids)
Biological process (GO): cell-cell adhesion; axon guidance
Cellular component (GO): plasma membrane; axon
Molecular function (GO): protein binding
Source: RefSeq, a predicted model, not a curated record
GUAAGCGUCGUGACGGGCACACCUGGAGAUGCAGCUCAGGCUCUGAAUUGGCGGCAAGAAGUGUUCCUCCGCGAGUGGGAGGAAAAACCACCUCGGGAAAUUCGGUGCGAGCGGUUGUAUAUCUCAAAAGUUGAACCAUAAAGUGUGAUCUUUCCCACGUCAUUUCCGCCGCGAUGGACGACUGAUAAAAAAUGUAGAUUCAACGUGCGCUCGAGGCAAUUUUCACGGCUUUUCCGGCGCGUCUUCCACCUCUAGAAAUACACACAUACACAGAGAGAGAGCAGAUAAAAGAGAACACAGUGUAACACCGGAAAAAAGUCCACGCACAGUGACGAAGAGAUUGUUGGCAAAAGUGAAGUCUUCCAAUUUGAAAAGAAAAAAACCAAAACUUGGGAGAUGAAGUGCAAAAUUCUCUGGAGUUUAUUCCUCUUCAGUGUCGUCAUGUUGGCAAAAAGCGAAUCCACCGCCACCGUGUUCGAUUCUCACCUUCGCGGCCCGGGAUUCGUGAUGGAGCCGCCGCCGCGGCUGGAGUUCAGCAACUCCUCCGGCGCCUGGCUGGACUGCUCGGCCUCGGGCAGUCCGCAGCCGUCCAUUGACUGGCUGUCCGUGGACGGCACGUCGGUGGGCGACGUGGGCGGCGUGCGGCGGGUGCUGCGCAACGGAACGCUGGUGCUGCUGCCCUUCCCGGCGGCCGCCUAUCGCCAGGACAUCCACAACACCAUCUACAGAUGCGUGGCAUCCAACAACAUCGGACGCGUGAUUUCCAGGGACGUUCAAGUCAGAGCCGUGGUCGCCCAGGCCUACAAGGUGGACGUGGAGGUGCUGAGCGCGUCGCGCGGCUGCACGGCGAUCCUGCGGUGCGUCGUUCCGACGUUCGUGAAGGAGCUCGUGCGCGUGGUGUCCUGGGUGCAGGAGCCCGCCUUCUACAUCUACCCGUCGCUGCAGGGCGACGGCAAGUUCCAUCUGCUGCCCACGGGAGAGCUGCUGAUCCACAACCUCGAGUACAGCGACGAGUACCCGACGUACCGCUGCCGCACGAUGCACAGACUCACGCGCCAAGUGGUCGUGAGUUCAGCCACGAAAGUCAGGAUAAGCGAUCAGAGGGGCAUCGUGGCGCCCAGCAUUGUGGAGCACACGGCUCAUGUGUCUGUGGCCCAGGACGAAGGAGCGGUGCUGCUGUGCAUCGCCCAAGGAUGCCCCGCCACCGAGUACAGAUGGUACACACACAACACCCCGGGGGAGCCGCUGCCAGUGCUCACGGGGCCCCGCAUCCGACUCCUGGGCCCCGUCCUCGCCGUGGAGGCAGUCACAGCGGAGGAUGCCGGCAUCUACAAGUGCUCAGCAGCGAAUGCAGGCGGGGAGGCGAGUGCGGAGCUGAGACUCUCCGUGGCGACGCCACUUCAGGUGGAAAUUGCACCGAAUGUUCUCAGUGUUCACAUGGGCGGUUCUGCGGAAUUCCGUUGUCUGGUGACGAGCAACGGAGUGCAGCUGGGACAGCAACAUAUCACCUGGUUUAAGGAUGGACGCCAACUGCCCAGCUCGGGGCGGAUCGGAGACACUCUCCUGGUGACGGCCGUGGGGCGGGAGGACAAGGGCAUGUACCAGUGUGUCGUGCGGCGGCCGGAGGGCGACACAUUCCAGGCGGCGGCGGAGCUCCAGCUCGGGGACGCUCCGCCAGUGCUGCUGUACAGCUUCAUCGAGCAGACCCUCCAGCCAGGACCCGCCGUAUCCCUCAAGUGCUCAGCAGCUGGAAACCCAACACCUCAAGUGACCUGGGCUCUCGACGGCUUUCCCCUGCCAACCAACGGCAGAUUCCUCAUCGGACAAUAUGUCACAGUCCACGGAGAUGUCAUCAGCCACGUGAACAUUAGCCAUGUCAUGAUAGAGGACGGCGGAGAGUAUUCCUGUAUAGCUGAGAAUCGUGCUGGGAAGGUCUCUCACUCGGCUCGCCUCAACAUCUAUGGUCUUCCGUACAUUCGCCUGAUACCAAAGGUCACGGCUGUUGCUGGUGAGAAUUUGCACCUCAAGUGUCCAGUUGCCGGAUAUCCAAUUGAGGAGAUUCACUGGGAGAGAAACGGUCGAGAGUUGCCGGACGACAUCAGGCAGAAGGUGCAGCCGGACGGAUCGCUGGUCAUCAGUCCCGUCCAGAAGACUGAUGACUCUGGCGUGUACACGUGCUGGGCACGGAACAAGCAAGGCCACAGCGCUCGAAGGAGCGGCGAGGUGACAGUGAUAGUACCCCCAAAGCUAAAUCCCUUUCACACGGCCGCGCUGUCUCUCAACGUGGGCGAUCGAGCCUCCCUCACCUGUUCCGUGGUGAAGGGCGACCAGCCGCUCACGAUAAGCUGGCGCAAGAACGGGCGUGUGGUGGACGCCUCCCAGCGGAUGUCCGUGACGCAGGUGGAUCAGUACAACAGCAUCCUCGUGAUCGACAGCCUGUCGUCCGAGCACACUGGCAAUUACUCGUGUGCCGUGCGCAAUGCAGCUGCCGAGGUGGAGACGUCGCAGGCCCUCCUGGUCAAUGUUCCCCCUAUUAUUGAGCCUUUUUCCUUUCAAGACGGACUGGCUGAGGGUAUGCGAACCCGAACAGUGUGCGGAGUCGCGCGGGGCGAUGCCCCGUUGACGCUGCGCUGGCUCAAGGAUGGUGAGCCUUUGCCCCUGUUGCUGGGGGCCAACGUAACGUCUCUUGACCAGUACUCAUCCCUCCUAAGUAUUCCCUCCCUCUCUGCAUCUCACUCCGGUGACUACACUUGUGUGGCGACCAAUCCAGCCGCUGAGGUUAAAUUCACGGCAUCGCUGAUGGUGAAAGUGCCACCGCGAUGGAUUGUAGAGCCGGCGGACGUGAGUGUGGAGCGGAAUCGUCACAUCACAAUCCACUGUCAGGCACAAGGAGUGCCCACACCCGUGGUCAUAUGGAAGAAGGCGACAGGGAGCAAGUCGGGCGAUUACGAGGAAGUCAGGGAGCGUCCCUACACCAAACUCCUCGCCAACGGCUCACUUCUGCUGCAGCACGUGAAGGAGGACCGAGAGGGCUUCUACUUGUGCCAAGCCCACAAUGGCAUCGGCACUGGCAUCGGGAAAGUCAUUCAGCUGAAAGUGAACUCCUCCCCCUAUUUCUCCGCUCCGAGUCGAAUGGUGACCGUGAAGAAGGGCGACACAGCAGUGCUCCAGUGCGAAGUGAACGGUGACAAGCCAAUCAAUGUGGUUUGGCUGCGAGCUGGAAAGCACGAACUGAAUCCCUCGACAAACUAUCGUGUGGCUGUGAAGCAAGACGCCACUCCAGAAGGCAUUUCCGCAGAGGCUCAGAUCACCAAUGUGGACAGCAGCGAUAGUGGUCCGUACUUCUGUCAGGCCAGCAAUCUCUACGGCAGAGAUCAGCAACUGGUGCAGCUGCAAGUCCAGGAACCGCCACAGGCGCCAGCCGCGCUGGAAGCAUUGAUGGUGUCCAGCAGAUCGGUUAAUCUCAAGUGGCAGCCUCGCAGCAACGACGCCGGAGAGGUGACGAAGUACAUCGUGGAGUACCGCGAGAUCGAUCGACAGUGGCAGUCAAUGGAACUGGCGGAUCCGCCGCAGUUCGCGGCGCUCAUAGAGAACCUGAAGCCGGCCACAAGGUAUGCGUUCAGGGUGAUCGCGGAGGGAAAUGCCGGAAGGAGCAGUCCCAGCCAGGAGUUGAUAGUCAAGACAGAGCCGCAGAGACCAGCAGGACCUGCUCUCAAUCUCUCCGCUCGGCCGCUCUCGUCCACGGAGAUUCUGGUCACCUGGACUCCGCCGCUGCCGGAGCUUCGCAACGGAGAAAUUCAGGGAUACAACAUUGGCUACAAGUCCUCUCUGUCCACAUCCACAGCCUACAACUUCACGUCGGUCUCCGGAGAUGGAGAGGACGGAUCUGGAGAACUACUGCUCAACAAUUUGUCCAAAUACAACAGGUAUACUAUCGUCGUCCAGGCCUUCAACCAAGUGGGGCCAGGCCCACUGUCUGAACCUACAAGCGCACAAACCCUGGAGGAUGUGCCCAGCAUGCCGCCUGAGGAUGUCCGUUGCGCCGCUCUCACGUCGCAGAGUCUGCAGAUUUCCUGGCAACCUCCGCCGGCGCAUCACACGAACGGCCUCCUCCAGGGCUACAAGCUCGUCUUCGAGCCUGUCCUCGAUGACUUUGCAGGGACCAAUGAAGACAUCGAAACACGCAAGACCACAGCUCAAACCACAGUCCUGACGGGUCUGCGGAAGUACACGAACUACAGCGUGCAAGUGCUGGCGCACACCAGAAUGGGCGACGGCGUGCUCUCGAGCCCAAGCUUCUGCCAGACCGAGGAGGAUGCCCCGGAAGCGCCGGCGGACAUCAAAGUCGUUGUGAGUUCGCCGCAAUCGCUGUUUGUGUCGUGGCUGCCGCCCAAUGAGCCAAACGGGGUCAUUACCAAGUACAAUCUGUACACGAGGGUGGUGAAUGGCCGCGAGGAGAUUAACAAUGAGAAGAGGAACUUGCCGUCUCAGCAGCUGAGCUACGAGGCGAAGGGCCUGCAGGCGCACGUCGAGUACCAAUUCUGGGUGACUGCAUCGACGCGCGUUGGCGAGGGGAAGAGCUCAAGGGUGGCGUCUCAAAUCACCUCCAACAGGGUUCCUGCAAGGAUAAUCUCCUUCGGAGGACCUGUUGUCCGAGCGUGGCGUUCAUCAGCACAGCUCUCGUGUCAGGCCGUUGGCCAGCCUCGUCGGGAGUGGUUCAAAGGCGAUUUGUCCCUCAGACAGAGUGGCUUCAACAAUGUCCAGAUCCUUGACUCUGGAGAGCUCUCCCUCGCGAAUCUGCAGAUGCAAGACUCUGGCAACUACAGUUGCCAAGUGGACAAUGGCGUGGGAACGGAUCGACUGACUUACAAUCUCCUGGUGCAAGUUCCGCCCGCUUCUCCGGUUCUCUACGUCACGAGCGCCACUUCCAGCAGCAUUCUGAUGCACUGGAAGAGUGGCGUCGCGGGCAAUGCUCCCAUCACGGAAUACAUGCUGCACUACAAGCGUUCUCACGGGAAUUUGGAAGAAUUGCCGCUCUCACGCCACGCCUCGAGUCACGAGCUCAAGGGUCUGCUCUGCGGCACGACAUAUCAAAUCUAUCUGACCGCCGCCAACAAGAUCGGCAUAUCGCCGGCCAGCACAACGCUUCACGUACGAACUCAGGGUCAACUGCCGGGAGUGCCCGCGCAUUCCGCCCUCUUGGCGCCGAACUCCACGUCGGUUCUCCUGCGGCUGCACUCCUGGCCCGACAACGGCUGUCCCAUCCAGUACUUUGUCCUGCAAUACCGAUCCCUGUCGGACUCCGAUGACAACAAGUGGAUUCUGGUGUCCAACGCUCUGAAGCCACAACGAAAAUUCACAAUUACGGGUCUCACGCCAUCGACACUGUACCAGCUGAAGAUGGAGGCGCACAAUGUGGCAGGCUCCGCGGACGCGGACCUCAACUUUGUCACCCUCACGAAGGACGGCGAUCCGCCGCCGCCGGAUCUGGUGCAGCGAGGACAUCGCACCAUCACGUUCUACAGCGACAUGAAGUUCAUCAUUCCAAUCAUCGUCACUGCCUCAGGGAUCAUCUGCACAAUGGCGCUGUCCGUUCUUUGCUACAAAUUCCGUCAGAACAGUCGCGCCCGGAAGGAGGCUCUCGAGAACCAGCACAACGCCGAAGCCCAGCGCGAGCGGUACUACGCCACGAUUCACAAGGUGGCGCUGCAGGGUCCGGGCGGGGACAAGAUACCAGAAACUUCCGAAGAUAUAUCACCAUAUGCGACAUUUCAACUUUCAGAAGCGAGCACCCUGGCGCAGCCCCACCACGCGGGUCCGGCCAACACGCUCCUGCACUCCUUCAUGUACCACGAGCGCGCCAUGACCGAGGGAUGCGCCUCGCCGCCGCCCCCAGCCGCGGUACUGCGACAACUGCAUAACAAAUCGCCGUAUUACAAUGUUGUGCGCCCCGCUCCUCAAUUGGCUAAAAACCGCCGCCGACACUCGAGGAAGACAGAGCUGGAGAGUGAGGAGUCAGACUCCGACCAGGACCAAUUGACAUCGAGCAGGACAGAGUCUUCAAACCACCUGGAGGCGAAGAUGAAGCAUAGUCUCAUCUAUCAUGGGACUCAGUCCAGCACCUCGUCGGAUCUGUCGCCGAUGUCGGAGCAGAAGUCCUUGCCGAGGCGUGGGCGAUCCAGGCUCACCCUCGCUCGCCGAAGCAGGGGCACGAUGCGAUCCCUGCUGCCGCUGCAGCUGGCAGAUUCCACCCCAGGCGGCGCCUCCUUCCACCAGGUGCCCAUCGAGGGCAGCACUCCGGAUCGGCCUGAGUUGUCCGAGGCCGAGUGCGACAUCGACACGCUGAAGAAGCUGAAGCUGGGCAUGCGAUCCUCGCUGUGGUCCCGGCCGGCGCCCACCAACUCCGGCCAGGUUCCCGGACACCCGUCUGACUACUCCAUCGCCGUUUAACCACAGGGGAGCACUCGGCGAAGAGGCCCGCGCUUCUAGUGCGGCGUCUUCGACAGUUGUGCCAAAGACAGUUUUCCCAAGAUACUUGCAGAUGAAAAACACACACACACACAUUAUCAAAUUUGAGUCAUUUGAGUGCUGAUGGAAUAGGAGAAUCAAAAGGAACAUGCGAGAUUUUUAUAAUCAAAAGAAAUUGAAGAAAAAUGAUUGAAAAGAAAACCAAAAAAUGAGGUGGAAAAAAACGGAUGAAAUAUUGAAAGUUUAGCCAAAAUAGUUUGUAUAAAAGAAAACAAAGUGGCGCGUAUUAUGAAGAAGAUAUUUAUAUUAGUAGAGUAAUUUUUAUACAAAACUUUGUUAAAUUGUAAAAUUUUCUAAUUCGUUAGGAAUGAAUUGACAAAAAAAAAGAGAAUCAAAGGAAGUAUAAAUAGUGAAGUUCAUCCCCUCAAUAAAUGAAAUCUAACACCACAGUUUUCAUCUUCUUCAUUUUUGCAAAUGAUAUUAAUAGAGAGUUAUUGUGAAACACGUCCCAAAGAAAAUUUUGACGACAACGUUUUUUAAGUCGGAUUAAAAUGAGACAAUUUUAUCUUGAAGAUAUUUUAAUGACGAUGUGAGAAAAUAUGAAUCACUAUAUUGAGAACUUUAAAAGGAAAAGUAACUUAUAUAUAUAUUUCAAGACUGACUUUUUCAUUACUUGUAUCAGUUAUAGAAGGAGAUCAAAUUUCCGCUAGUUUUUCAGUUUAUUAGGACGAAAGAAAGUGUAGAUAUUCAAAUACAAGUGAGAGAGUCAUUGUGCAUAAAAUAGAGCCGAUAAAAGGAUAAUCUUGAGCCGUUUCUCCAUGUCAUCAGGAAUUUAUAGAGUAAAUAGAAAUUUUCAAAAUAGAGCAAUUUCACAGAGAAAAAACACAUCGAAUGAUGUGCAAUUUUCACAUUGCACUCAUUUCGUCAAGUAAUAAUCACAAUUAUUUCUCCUCGAUUGUGUGAUAAUCGAGAGGAAGAAUAGAGCGAGAGAAACGAUUCAGAAGGAUGUUAAAAAUAGAUGAAACAAUAUUAUAAAUUAAUUACCCCAUCGAUCCACAAAUUACAAAAAAAAACCAAUACUGCCCGAAAUAA